Messenger RNA from Monodelphis domestica (gray short-tailed opossum), 1269 nucleotides. RefSeq names its product trafficking protein particle complex subunit 4 (gene TRAPPC4). Gene Ontology annotation, biological process: endoplasmic reticulum to Golgi vesicle-mediated transport. The record is from RefSeq and is a predicted model, not a curated record. Gene Ontology annotation, cellular component: TRAPP complex. Lineage: Eukaryota; Metazoa; Chordata; Mammalia; Didelphimorphia; Didelphidae.
AAACGCAGCGUGGACCGCUACUAUGAUAACACUGGGGAGGUCCGACGUAGUUGCGCUUACAUUUCUACACUCUCUUGAACUCGAAGCAAAGAAAUGAUACAAAGCUACUCCUAAACUUAGUAAUUAACCCUUACGGAGAUUUUAAAAUACAGAUAGGAAAAGGAUCAACAAGCAUGCAUUACACACUUUUUCCUCCCCACGAUGGAAGGAUGGGCAGGUCGAGAAUUACAAGUUCCGGGUUUCCUGUGAGGGAGGGGGAAAGCUUUUAGAACUACAGUAGGACGGGAAACCGGAAGCAGCGGCUACUGGGGCAAUGGCGAUCUUCAGUGUGUAUGUGGUGAACAAGGCCGGCGGCCUUAUCUACCAACUGGACAAUUAUGCGCCUCGAGCGGAGGGUGAGAAAACCUUCAGCUAUCCGCUCGACCUGUUACUUAAACUACACGACGAGCGCGUUCUUGUUGCCUUUGGCCAGCGAGACGGCAUCAGAGUGGGACAUGCAGUUCUGUCCAUCAAUGGCGUGGAUGUGAAUGGCAAGUACACUGCAGAAGGGAAGGAGGUGCUGGAAUAUCUUGGGAACCCGGCCAACUACCCCGUGUCUAUCCGCUUCGGACGACCCCGCCUCACGUCCAACGAAAAGCUGAUGCUGGCUUCAAUGUUCCACUCGCUUUUUGCCAUCGGCUCCCAGCUGUCUCCCGAGCAAGGGAGUUCUGGCAUCGAGAUGCUCGAGACAGACACCUUCAAACUCCACUGCUUCCAGACACUGACAGGUAUCAAGUUUGUAGUACUGGCAGAUCCUCGACAGGGUGGGAUUGAUUCUCUUUUGCGGAAGAUCUAUGAGAUUUACUCAGACUUUGCCCUCAAGAACCCAUUCUACUCUUUGGAGAUGCCUAUCAGGUGUGAGCUAUUUGACCAGAACCUGAAGCUAGCCCUGGAAGUGGCUGAAAAAGCUGGGACCUUUGGGCCAGGAUCUUAAGCUCUCCAGCAAAGACCAAAGUUUCUGACUGACCCAGCCAUUUUACUAAAGAUCCAAAUAUCUAUGUUCAAGCACAUCAAGAAGAGUGGACUCUGAGCAAGAGAAAGUGAUGCGGUACUUGAGAACCAACUUUUCAAUGUACCAUCUGCCCUCUUUCCUGUAUAUAAUGGUCCUACCUCCCCAAUGUACCAUCUGCCCUCUUUUCUGUAUAUAAUGGUCCUACCUCCCCAACAUUGUACAGAUCUAUUUAUGGAAGGAGACCUGAUUGAAGGUGCUGUAAUAAACAUUCCUGUGAA